Molecule: messenger RNA, 2399 nt
Organism: Anas platyrhynchos (mallard)
Lineage: Eukaryota; Metazoa; Chordata; Aves; Anseriformes; Anatidae
Gene: THUMPD3
Product: THUMP domain 3 tRNA guanosine methyltransferase
Biological process (GO): tRNA methylation
Molecular function (GO): RNA binding; tRNA (guanine) methyltransferase activity
Source: RefSeq, a predicted model, not a curated record
CGCGGGGCAGCGCGUGCCGGCAGCGGGCAUGGCGGAGGCGGGUCCGGGCCCGGGUCCGGGCGGGGAGGCCCCGUCUGAGGAGGCCGCGGCCGUCAUCGGCGCCACCGUGCCCACCGGGUUCGAGGCCACGGCGGCGGCGGAGGUGCAGGAGAAGCUGGGCUCGGCCUCGCGGGUCAGCAGGGACCGCGGCAAGAUCUACUUCUCCGUGCCGGCCCGCUGCCUGCCGCAGGUGCACCGCCUGCGCUCGGUGGACAACCUGUUCGUCGUGGUGCAGGAGUUCAGAGAUUACCAGUUCAAGGAAACCAAGGAAGAAGCUUUAAAGGAUUUGGAAGAUUUGGUUAAGAAACUGCCUUGGAAUGAUCCUUUGAAAGUUUGGGAGCUGAACAACAGCUUAAAAAAGAAAAAGACAAAACGCAAAAAGCAUAAUCAGCAGAGUUCUGCAAGCAAAGAAAAGGUGAAGGAUGAUGGAGAAGAGGAAGGAACAGAUCAAAAAGAUGCAAGUGAGCAAGAGGACUGUGCCCAAGCCGCAGAACCAGCUGGUGACCAGGGGCCAGAGGAGACGGGAGGAGCAGAAUCACAGAACGGGGAUGAUGACAACGAGCAGCCAGAGGCUAAAGAUGAACCAUGUGAUGGUUCUGGGGCUGAGACCAAGGCUGGUGAUGGCAAGGAAGGCGAAGGAGAUGCCAAGGUGUUGAAGUUCCGCGUUACCUGCAACAGAGCAGGCGACAAGCACAGCUUUACAUCUAACGAGGCUGCAAGAGACUUCGGCGGAGCUGUGCAGGAGCACUUCCAGUGGAAAGCUGACAUGACCAACUUCGAUGUAGAGGUUCUCCUGAAUAUUCACAAUAAUGAAGUAGUUGUGGGCAUUGCAUUAACUGAAGAGAGUCUUCACAGAAGAAAUAUUACACAUUUUGGACCCACAACUCUUCGUUCAACUCUGGCUUAUGGCAUGCUUAGACUCUGUGAUCCACAGCCAACGGAUAUCAUCGUUGAUCCCAUGUGCGGUACGGGUGCAAUACCAAUCGAGGGAGCUAUGGAGUGGCCUAGUUGCUACCACAUUGCUGGUGAUAACAACCCACAAGCUGUAAAGAGAGCAGCAAACAACAUCUGCUCUUUACUAAAGAAAAACGAAAAUAAGGAAAGCAGUACUUCCUUGGGCAUACCCUUAGACAUCAUUCAGUGGGAUAUUUGCAAUCUCCCUUUGCGGACUGGUUCUGUGGAUGUUAUCGUGACAGACAUGCCUUUUGGAAAGAGGAUAGGGUCAAAGAAGAAGAACUGGGAUCUCUAUCCAGCCUGCCUCAUGGAGAUGGGCCGCAUCUGCACGCCAGGGACAGGGAGAGCUGCUCUGCUUACGCAGGACAAGAAAUGCUUUGCCAAGGCCUUGUCAAGAAUGGGACACAUCUGGCGCAAAAAUCAAACUGUGUGGGUGAAUGUAGGGGGGCUUCACGCUGCAGUGUAUCUUCUGAAGCGCACCUGGGAAAGGGCAGAAGAAAAAAGAUCAUUCUGGUAACCCAUGUGGAAGAAGGCAGCAGACACCUGCAGAACAUCCUGAAUAGCAGUUCAGUAAAGGAGACACCUGAGACUAUGGCUGUCUGUCAAAUACUAAGACGAAAACAACAUACGCGGAAAUUGUGUAACAUGAACAUUGAACCAGGGAUCAACUUGAGAACUGCCAGUUGUACUGUGUGUUCUGAAACCACUUUUAAAUCAUCUCUUUCCACCCUGCCGCCCAAAAAUGAAAUUCAGUAGUGGUAUAUUAAUAGGGCUUUCCUUUGCCUGAGUCUUCUCUACUAUGUCUGUUGUGUUUUUUACAUUAAAUGUUUAUUUUCUUUGCUUACAGUAGAAAAUAUGUUGAGAUAUCCUUGGAGGUAACAGCUCAUUUUUCUUCCUCAAACUGUAGAAAUCAUACAUGUGUCUUAAAGUGACCAACAGCACUACUGAGCCUGUUACCUUGAAGGGCUUAGAGGUAGCAUCGCUUUAUUGUAGGAUGUUUCCAAUUCAACGUUUUUUAAUUUAUACUAUUGCCCAAAUGUAAACUAAGAUGAUUUUUUUAUAUUCUGGUAAGAAAAUACUAAUUACUAAACAGUAUGCUGCUGCUGCUGUUUGCGUUCAUACCGGUUACUUCAACCUAGUGCUAGUUAUUGGUGUCUGAUUCCUGUUUUCAUGUACCACUGCUGUGGGUGAGGGAGGUACCACAUGCAGCCUCAGCAAACUGUAGUUACUGUUUGAGAACAGAGACUUUUAGGAAUUACAUUUAAAAGUUCGUGUUUUCAAUGCCUACUGUAGACACAGCGAGGUGGCAGUAUGUAUAAAUUUAUUAGGGGACUUAAACUGCUGUAGACAUGCCACCGCAUUUACAAAAGUACAUUAUCCGUUCAAUAAACUCAAGUUGCAGAUAC